UUAUUUAUUUACUAUUCUUGGAUUUUCAAGUCUUAUUUAGUUUACAGAGUUUUAAGUGAGUCAUUUAUUAUUGUUUCUCUGAUAUUUGUAGGUUGUAGCCACAUUCUUAUUUUUUGGGAGUGGCGUCCUUUUAUUGAUUGAAAUAAUUUUACUUCAAUAUUAGUUGGUCCUAGCCUCAAUUCAUUCCCCGACAUUAGUAAUAGCCAAUCUACUUAAGUUAUUGAUCCACCUUAAGUGACCUUGAUAUUUAACUAGUAUUUAAAACAACGAAAUGGCUAAAGCCCCAGCAGUAGGUAUUGAUUUAGGAACCACUUAUUCUUGUGUUGGAGUUUUCCAACAUGGCAAAGUUGAAAUUAUUGCCAAUGAUCAGGGAAAUAGGACAACACCUAGUUAUGUUGCCUUCACAGACACAGAGCGUCUCAUUGGAGAUGCUGCCAAAAAUCAAGUCGCGAUGAAUCCUAAUAACACAAUUUUCGAUGCCAAACGGUUAAUUGGUAGGAGGUUUGAUGAUCACACUGUACAGUCUGACAUGAAACAUUGGCCGUUUGAGGUAGUUAGUGAUGGAGGAAAACCAAAAAUUAGAGUUGCAUACAAAGGAGAAAACAAGACCUUCUUCCCUGAAGAAAUUUCAUCUAUGGUUCUUACCAAGAUGAAGGAAACAGCUGAAGCUUACCUUGGAAAGACUGUUACAAACGCUGUAGUCACAGUACCUGCUUACUUCAAUGAUUCCCAAAGACAAGCCACAAAAGAUGCCGGAACCAUUUCUGGACUAAACGUACUCCGUAUUAUCAAUGAGCCAACAGCUGCUGCCAUCGCCUAUGGUCUGGACAAGAAGGUGUGUGGAUCUGGGGAGAGAAAUGUUCUCAUUUUUGAUCUUGGUGGUGGUACCUUCGAUGUUUCCAUUUUGACUAUUGAAGAUGGUAUAUUUGAAGUCAAGUCAACGGCAGGAGAUACUCAUUUAGGAGGUGAAGAUUUUGAUAAUAGGAUGGUCAAUCACUUUGUCCAGGAAUUCAAGCGGAAAUAUAAGAAAGAUCUUACUCAAAAUAAGAGGGCUCUUCGAAGGCUAAGAACAGCUUGUGAAAGGGCAAAGAGAACUCUGUCAUCCUCUACUCAAGCUAGUAUUGAGAUCGAUUCUCUCUUUGAGGGAACUGAUUUCUAUACAUCUAUCACCAGGGCCCGGUUUGAAGAACUUAAUGCUGAUUUAUUUAGAUCUACCAUGGAACCAGUUGAAAAGUCCCUUAGAGAUGCCAAGAUGGACAAAGCCCAAAUCCAUGACAUUGUUUUAGUCGGUGGUUCUACUCGUAUUCCAAAAGUACAAAAACUUCUUCAAGACUUCUUCAAUGGCAAGGAGCUCAAUAAGUCUAUUAACCCAGAUGAAGCCGUUGCUUAUGGUGCUGCUGUUCAAGCUGCUAUUUUGCACGGUGAUAAGUCCGAAGAAGUACAAGAUCUGCUUCUGCUGGACGUUACUCCAUUAUCACUUGGUAUUGAAACUGCAGGAGGUGUCAUGACUGCUCUCAUCAAAAGAAAUACAACUAUACCUACCAAGCAAACUCAAACAUUCACCACUUAUUCUGAUAACCAGCCUGGAGUACUUAUUCAGGUUUAUGAAGGUGAGAGGGCUAUGACAAAGGAUAAUAAUUUACUUGGAAAAUUCGAAUUAACUGGCAUUCCACCUGCACCUCGAGGUGUUCCACAAAUUGAGGUGACAUUUGACAUUGACGCUAAUGGUAUUCUUAAUGUAACAGCUAUUGAAAAAUCUACUGGCAAAGAGAACAAAAUCACUAUCACCAAUGAUAAAGGACGUCUCUCUAAGGAAGAAAUUGAGAGAAUGGUUAAUGAUGCCGAGAAAUACAAGGCUGAAGAUGAUAAGCAGAAAGCUGUCAUUCAAGCUAAGAACACUCUGGAGUCCUAUUGUUUCAAUAUGAAAUCUACUGUAGAGGAUGAAAAACUGAAAGACAAAAUUUCCGAUUCUGAUAAAACUACAAUUUUGGAGAAAUGUAAUGAAGUUAUUCGCUGGCUCGAUGCUAAUCAGUUAGCUGAAAAAGAAGAAUUCGAACAUAAGCAAAAGGAAUUGGAAGCCAUAUGCAAUCCUAUUAUUACUAAAUUGUACCAAAGUGGUGGUAUGCCCGGAGGAAUGCCAGGUGGUAUGCCUGGUGGUUUCCCAGGCGGUGCCCCUCCUAAUGCUGGUGGUGCUGCUGGACCUACCAUUGAAGAAGUUGAUUAAACAUUCCAUGCAAAUAAACACACAAAUAAUACAUUGUAUAAUUAAUACUAGUUGAAUUGCAAUUUUUUUUUCCUUUCUAGUCAAGAGACCUUCAAAUGGCCUUGUAUUUUUGUUUAAAAAUUUAAUGUUAAUAAUGUAACUUUUACAAGUAUUUUGUUUAUUUAUAAUUUUUUUAUAUGUUCUGUCAUUGGUAUCAAUGAAUUAUAUUAGAGUUACUAUUAACUAAUGUUUUUAAAUAAAAAUAUAGCCUGUAGAGGAAUACUUGAUGUAAAUGUAUACAGUAUUAAAUGAGCCAUAUAAUUUUUAUUUAAAUUCCAUUUUUUUAAUUUAUAUAUUGAUAAAUUGCAUUUUGUGUGUUAUACUUGCCUCAUUGAAUUUAUGUUAAUGAAUAUUUUUUAUAGUUAAAAAAAAAGGCUGAUUCCAAUUUAAGUUUUAUUUUGAAGAAGAAUUUUGUACCCUUGUUUGAUAAAUCUUGUGAAUCUUGUUAUGGUUAAACAUCUUUUGGUAACCACCCUUUGGUUGUAUUCAAAAUUGUGAAUGAAACAUUUUCGGCACAAAAUUAAUAAAAUUAAUUAUUCCGCAAUAUGUUUUAUUGUUUUUCCUGUUCCUUAUUUUUCCCAGUGAACUCUUGUAACAUAAGGUGUAUGUGAAAUAAAUAAAAAUAGUGUUAACAUCUAAGUAUAAUAUUUGAAACAACUACCUCACAAAAAAAUAUUGAUUCAGAAUAUGAAAAGAUUGUUAUGGAUAUCGAGAAAUUCUGUUCAGGUCUAGAUUUGAUUUGUUCACCUAUCAAUCUAAAGUUGGCCUUGAAUAAUCAUCUUAAUCUUAACUAUGGUAUAAGGUCGGGAGUGGAGGCUAAGGCCAGCCGCAAAUUGAGCGCAGGGCAGGCACAGCACAGGGGGUAGUAGAGGUUCAACAGGACCC
Messenger RNA from Nezara viridula (southern green stink bug), 3148 nucleotides. Lineage: Eukaryota; Metazoa; Arthropoda; Insecta; Hemiptera; Pentatomidae. The record is from the annotation of a GenBank genome assembly.